Molecule: messenger RNA, 861 nt
Organism: Onychomys torridus (southern grasshopper mouse)
Lineage: Eukaryota; Metazoa; Chordata; Mammalia; Rodentia; Cricetidae
Gene: Smpx
Product: small muscle protein X-linked
Exons: 6
Coding region: 230-490 (86 amino acids)
Cellular component (GO): muscle tendon junction; costamere; M band
Source: RefSeq, a predicted model, not a curated record
CUGCCUCCCCUGCACUGGGAUUACAGCCAGGAGCAGCUCCCAGGACCGGAGAGCCAGAGCACUCCAGCUAUUUCAGCCACAUGAAAAGCACUGGAAUUGAGAUCCCAGCUCAGAGGACACCGGGAGUUCCUUCUACCCUCUAAAGAGCUUUGUGAUUUCUCACCUGGCUGCUUGGGACUGUUCUCAGGCCGUAAACAAAUCCAGAGAGCAGGGAUAAGAUCUCGUGAAUAUGUCGAAACAGCCAAUUUCCAAUGUUAGAGCCAUCCAGGCAAAUAUCAAUAUUCCAAUGGGAGCCUUUCGCCCAGGAGCUGGACAGCCUCCCAGAAGGAAAGAGAGUACUCCUCAAGCAGAGGAGGGGGCUCCUCCUGCUUCAGAGGAAGAGAAGAAGCCAAUUCCUGGAGCAAAGAAACUUCCAGGACCUGCUGUCAACCUACUGGAGAUCCAGAAUGUUAAAAGCGAACUGAAAUAUGUCCCCAAAACGGAACAUUAGUUCAAAGGGGGAAAAAAGGGUUGACAUGAAGAAUUAAAGGAGGAAAAAUGGGUUGAAAUAAACACACUUCUUUAAAAAAAUUUAUAUAUUUGUAUGAUGAUUAUGAACUUCCUGAACGCCCAAGACUCUAGCAAAAAUAUCCUCUUUGUGCAUUUCUAUUUCUUCUUUCUAGUUGGUUGCACUUCUCACUUCAGCUACAUUUUUGGCACCUUGCAGAGAAAAUCAGUCCAUGAAUUCAGCAUCCGGGGAGUGUGGUUUGGAGGAGAGAUGUGAUCAUAUGGAGGGUACGGCAAUGUGCCUGCAGUGGUUUGGACGUUAAGGUCUAAAUUACUUCCUGCAGUCUUUUGAUCAAUAUUUGAGAAGUCUUUUAG